Molecule: messenger RNA, 5942 nt
Organism: Anopheles darlingi
Lineage: Eukaryota; Metazoa; Arthropoda; Insecta; Diptera; Culicidae
Product: A-kinase anchor protein 12-like
Exons: 12
Coding region: 646-5181 (1511 amino acids)
Biological process (GO): protein localization to cell surface; synaptic transmission, cholinergic
Cellular component (GO): neuron projection; intracellular membrane-bounded organelle; neuronal cell body
Source: RefSeq, a predicted model, not a curated record
ACCGGUUCGCAUACAGCCUCGUCGAGCAGGAUUUAUUUUUUCUUUAUGUUCGCCUUAUUUUCCCUCUUUCGGUUUCCAUUCUCCAUGGGGAAUUUUGCUUCGGUUCGAUACGAAAUUUAGAAACGAAAAGAUUUUAGAAUCCCGCGAAAUCGAUUUUUUAGUAUACCAUAAGAUUUAUCUAGCGUCCGUUAGUUUAUAGUUGCUGUUGUGUAUCAAAAGUAGCAUCACAAUCCGGGAGCUUCGAUAGGGGUUUAGGCAUAAUACCGUUCAAGUGAAGAUCAAAGUGCACGGUGCGUAGUGAAUUUAAUUCGAAUGAUCAACGGUCAUUGGUGAAUAAGUGUCGGUGAAGCGGCCGUUUGUUUAGUCGUUGAUGCAACCCAAGAAUUCCCCGAGAUCGGUUUAAAUUCUCUGUGUUAUGUAACCGAGCAUCUGUCGUCCCAGAAAAAAGGUUCAAAGCCAGCUCAAGAUUUUCCAUCUGCAGCGAGAGAAAGUUAGUGCGUCGUCCCGGACUGCACACCCUCUGCACGACGCUAGUGAGUGUGAUUGUGAUUAGUGCGAUCUGACCGGUGACGUCAUUGGCGGGGCGAGGGAGUAGAGCGACCAGAGAGUUCGACCGACUAGCGAGGACGAAACCUUCACACCAACAUGGCCACGGCCAGCGGCCAUCGAAUGGAGCAGAGCACAGGGAUGGGUCCCCGAAAGACCCUGAUCAUCAUGGUGACGGUCGUCGGCUGUGUCGCCAUACUGUGGCCUAAGGUUUUCUAUCCGAUGAUGGUGGGCAACGGGCAGAACAAGAAUGUCAUCAAAGAUCAUCGUGGCGCCGGUUGCUGUGGAGUCGUGCUGGACCAGGAAACGUUUGCCAAUGCGUCGAUCAGUUAUGCCGACCAGCAGAAGCAGCAGCAGCAACAGCAACAGCACCAACAGAAUCUGUUCCGCAAGCGCAACUAUGCACCGUUCGUAGAGAUUGAGAGUAUACGACAGGAGCGACCGCCGCAUCUCCGGCCCGAGGCGAUGCAUCCAGCGAUGCGCGAACGAGGCCGCGCCAUUCCGCAGGCCGGCUCCGUCCACGGUGGAGAACGUCCGCAUACCCCGCCCAGGAUCGUGGAAGGCAGACCCGGUCCCAUACCUGGUAUGCGCCCACCUAUGGGAGCUGGAUCACAUCAAGCCACCAAAUCCGCCAACUCAAUGGGUUUCAUAAUGCCACUCUAUACCAUCGGUAUAGUAUCAUUCUUCAUCUACACCAUCAUGAAACUGAUAUUCAAAAAGACACCGGCCACACCAUACGCUGAAGUAAAACCAGACCCGGCAUUCCGCAAUGAGGUCUUCACCACGACGGAACCGUACAUCAAGCGACCGGACGAUGGUACGACGAAGCUAGCCUGGAAAGAUCAUAGCGCAAGACAAUCGGUUUCGGCAAGCACGAGCGUCACGAACGCUGAGCUGGUUGCACCGGUGGCUUCGUCUGCCAGUGCCGUUGAUACUGCCCCGGUAGCGCAUACCUCCGUACAGUCGGAGCUAUCGAACGAUUACGAGCAGCUGGCUAGCCAGCCGCACCAGGAGCAGUAUCACCAGAAAGCUACUAACGACGAUACAGAACCGCAAGCUAACCUGGCCAACGGAUUGAACGGCCCGGCCGACGAACAGGAGAUCGAGAAGAGUGAAGUGGGCAUCCUUAAAGCCGAGCAACCAUCUCACGAUCCAACUACCGAGAAGGUAGUUGAUGGAAUCGUUGUGAAAAAGGUUGUAUCGUUCGAGGAGGUGUCCGCUGGCUCCGAUCGACUGUCGGAUGCAGAACAAGGAUAUGAUGUUCCCGAUAGCGUUCCUGCGAUCGUCGAAGAGGAAGUUGUGGCACAACGCGUGGUUGAACAAACUGCAGCUAUGCCUCAAUUCGAAAUGCAACAACCCAAAGAGUCGGUUCAUGCUGAACCAAUCGUGAGCAACGAGGUUUCCGUUGAAGACGUAAAAGCGAUCGAUGAACCGGUUCAAACUAAAGCGGAUGAGACUGAAAUUCCGUCGAUCACUGAACAGCCUGCAGAGAUUUCUACAACCAGUGAGGCUACGAACGAAAGUGUAGUAACUGCAACAGAAGCAACGAGCGAACUUAUUACCUUCGAAGAUCCUGCACAGGAAGCUGCUGUCAACGAAAUUAUCCAAGAGGAAAUUAAAGCCACUGUUUCGGAGGAGCGCGCUGAAGAGCAACAGCAAGCAGCAGUAGAGGAAUCGUUAGAAUCAAAGCAACCAGCGGAUGAAAUAGUUGAAGAAUCUGUUGCUAAGACCUCUGAGCAGGAUACCAUUACCGUAGAGGAAGAGAUUGUAUCAGCUUUGAAGGAGGAAAAUGAACCUACGCUCCUUGAAAUUCGCGCUGAAGAUGAACGAUCAGCCGCAACAAUUGAGAAGAACGACGACACCAGAGAGCUGCAAGCUCCGGUUGAAGAGGUACUGGUUUCCAAGGACAUGCAGUCCGGUCUGUUGGCAGAUGCGCUAAAAGAGGAAGAAGCUACAGAUUUACAGAUGCAGGAGGUGCAGGAGACCGAGGCGGCCACUAAUCUGGUCUCUGACGAUGAUUAUCCUGAUUUGGUGAUGGAUAACGAAAUGGCGAUUCGUGUGAACGAAACGGUGGAAGAUAUUACACACGCAGCGGAACAGUUGGUAUGUGAAGUGCUGGAGAAAGCAGAAGAACUGGCGAAGCAGCAAGAAGAAGGUGAACAGCAGUAUCCAGAGUUACCGAGCUAUGAUCCAGCUACCCAGAAGCUGGUCGAUGGCAUAGUAAUUGAGCGGUUCGAUCUAGAGGUAACGAAGGACACGGAGAACACUACUACUUCUUCGGCGAUUGCGUGCGAAUCGCUAGCUGAAAGUGUAUCCGUUGAUCUGCUGGAUGCCGCAGACCGAGUGACAGAGCUCGUUCCAGAGGAUGACGGACCUGACGUUGAUUCUAUCAGCGAAGACACGUCGCUCAGUGUAGCGUCCGUAAUCGAGCAGCAACCGUUGGUUAAGGAAGAGGUGAAAGAGGCAACCACACUACCGGAAUCCCUGAUCACGACCGAGUUGUUGGUCGAUCGGACGUCUAGUGAGCCGGUCAUCGUAGAUGGUAACGAUCAGCCGACCGUUGAGACAGAGAAUGUUCUGGAACCGGAGCACACGGAAGCGGAAACGACGGAAGCAGUACAGCAACCCGAAACUUCAAACCGAAAGAGUGUCUCGAUCGAGGAAGUUCACGAUGAUGCUCCCAUUUCCGAUCACACCGAAGGCAAGGUAAUCGAAGAGCACAUCAUACCGAUUAGCAUCGAGAAGGAGGAAAGCGCUACCGGUGCUAUGACCAUAACGGAAGUGACCGCUGACGAGCCGUUUGUUGAAUCACCGCACGACUCGAAAACUGCUAGCACACUCUCUAGUCCACUGGUAACCGCUGUCCCGGUGAUGGAUGUGAUCGAUGAACAGCAGGAGCAAGUCUCCGAGCAUCAGGAUAAUCAGGACACUACAACCGUUUCGGUAGACACGCUAGAGCAUGUAACGAAAGAGGCUCUAGUGGAGCGUACGCUUAACGAGGCCGCAGCCGUAGUGAAUGAAAUCGAAUCGAUCGUUGAUCAUAUCAUCACCGAGAAGCUCAUUCAAAGUGGAGGAGUGCCGGCGGAUGCCCGCGAUGCCGAUACGCUACCCGGUGGCCCUCCCCGAUUGGCCGCUUCUGCUGCGCUGGUAGUCGAAGCUAUCGAGUCCAAGUCAGCCGCCAGUGCCAGUGUGCAAAGCAUGAUGGUUUCCACUAGCAAUAGUAAUCAGGACACAAUCAUUUCCACCACACCGCCAGUCACCACCGAGCCGAUCGCAGCGCAACCUAGCACUGUCACCACUAACGGGCUUACUAAUCUGAAUGGUGGAACGAUUUACGAUACUAAUCAACCUGUGUCAGACGUUUUCCUAACGUCCGAAUCAUCGACAUGCACAAUCACCGCUUCAUUGGACGCCUCAUUCCCUAUCCCAGUCAUCAAGUCAUCGGCAGCGAUCACAGAGUCAGAGGAUUCCCAACUACCCCAGCAUGCUAUCGCACCAGCCAGUACCAGUGAGACACAGAGUAUCCAUUUUGCCGCAGAUACGCCAGCAAGCAAGAGCAUCUCGGUCACCGCCACCGCCGAGAACGGUGUUGCAGCUACUGGUAAUGGAUCAACUGGGGGCUACGUCGUACCCGAGGAACGCGAGAUCGAGCGACACACGGCAGCAGCAGCAACAGCGGCGGCGACGCCGGCGCCUGCAUCGACUUCAAUUGGCCAAGUACCGACCAGUGUCAGCAACGUUACUAAUCCCAAAUUUUUCACUCUGAAUCUAGCUAACUAUAGCACUAGCAACAGCAGUAGUGGUAACAAUAGCAAUCGCUCGUCCUUCUCGAUACCUAACCUCUCGCAGUCGCAGGUCGCUUUGCCGGUUGGCGGCGGUGACAGUGCCGACCAGCUGAUGGAGCUUGAACUGUUGCGCAAGAAAUUGGACGAAACGGAACGUGCAAUGACUAAAAUUAUCGCCAAUAUGGGCAACAUCCCGAAGGGCCAGGAAACAAAUGUAACGACGGAGGAGGAGGCAACAGCAGCAGCUACCGAGGAGAGCGAGAAGCAGCAGGAGACAAUCGUGAAGGAUGCCGACACGAACAAGGAUCAGUCACAGCCAACGGCAACCAACGGUCACGCCAUCAAGCCGCUCGACGAAGGAACGUCCGGGGUUGAAGUGACACCCGAAACACGGCAGUCCAAGAGCAAGCGUGAUCGCAGUACCGAGCGUGGAACGGUCAAGGUAAUGGCCAUGGAGGUGACGGCUCAGCGUGAAAACGGCAAACGGCUUAGCCGACCGACGACACCAUUGCUGCCGAUGGGACAUCCGGAAACGACACCCGCCGGUACAGCAGACGCCGAAGAGCACGAAACACGUUCCAUCUUGCUCGAUGGACGGUUACCGCACGAUUCGAAGAUCCUAGUGGCCGAUGCUGAGACGGCAGUUGAAAAGCUGGAGCCGGAAAACUCCGAAGAAGAAGAGGAUGCACCGGUGAUUCUGAGCGGUAAAAUGACUCUUUCGUUGAUCAAUAUGGAUUUCAUCGAAAAGGACGCCACAGGAACGGUUGCGGUGGGAGAGAUUGUUACUGAGCUGCACAAGCCACAGGAAGAAAUCACGACGGGUGCGGUCGCCAGUAAGGGCGGUGAUUAGGUUCGUCUGCCCGAAAGGGAUGAAUCCGCCGUCGUCGACGGUGAUGGCCUUUAGUAAAAGGCACCUCUCGCAUCGAUGUGCACGCGUUGGACCGUUUCGUUCGAGAAACUGACGCCACGAUCAUAAAUACUGCGUAUAUUUUUCUACAUACACUAUAGUCCGCUGUACUACAACAGGACAUGUGAACAGAAACCCUUCUUUGCAACGAAUGAUUAAGAAGAGCACGUUUUACGAGAAAGCGAGCGGGCAAGAAGCAAUUCUUAUCUUUAACCACUACGGACACAAUGCUCAGACCAUUUCAUUCUGCUCAAACAAAUACACAACACGUAAGACUUUAUGCGGAUGCCAAAAUCAAAACCAUUCAAUCAUGCACGACUGUAUGCUGUAAUCGGUAGUUUUUCGGUAAUCCUGUAAUCUAUCGUAACCGAUCAUUAUAUUUGUUUCUCUUGCUUAAGGCGUUGUCGAGUCGCGAUCAAACACCUCCUUCAACAAACGCGAGUGAAACGAAAUCUAUUCUUAUUGCCACAUUUAUUUAUUUUUCCCUGUUUUUAGCGCAUAAUCUAAUGGAAACCAGAUUAUUGGAAGUAGUCCCUUGAGGAGGAAAUAAUUUAAAAAGAAAAGAAAUGAUUAAAUAAAGCAAUGAUGUUACCGGAAAGAGACACUAGUUUAAAUGCUGCUAAUAGAUGGAAGCAGUAUGCGUCAAUCUGAUAGCGAGUUGAAAGUGGCAUGGCUUUAGGGAACUGAUUCUAAUAAACUCGUUU